Molecule: messenger RNA, 680 nt
Organism: Trypanosoma cruzi
Lineage: Eukaryota; Euglenozoa; Kinetoplastea; Trypanosomatida; Trypanosomatidae
Product: fucose kinase, putative
Exons: 1
Biological process (GO): GDP-L-fucose salvage
Molecular function (GO): fucokinase activity
Source: RefSeq, a predicted model, not a curated record
AUGCGACUGCUGUUGUCUGUUCCACUUUCUGUGUGUGAGGCUCACGGCGCCGUUAAACGCCUUCUUCACUCAGAUUUGUACAAUACUUUUUUUACGUGUGAUCCCAAAGGGUCUCAUCUCGGCUCCGGUGGGGGAACGAGUUGGUUACUGGAGCGGUGCUAUCAAUCGGAACGAAACGACAGUGUGACGACAGAAGACGACGACGACUUUGAGGGGUGGCUGUUGCGUGAGCAGCGGAUCAUAAUUCAUAGCGGUGGACAGAGCCGACGGCUGCCCUCAUAUGGACCGUGUGGGAAGCUGCUUCUGCCCGUUCCUGUCUUUCGCUGGUCGCGUGGGCAGACGUGUGAUCAGACGCUCCUCGAUUUGCAGAUGCCGCUCUACGAAGAGGUGAUGCGGCGGGCACCUUCGCACCUGCGUACACUUGUGUCUUGCGGCGAUGUUCUUAUUUUGCUCAACCAACCGCUUCCACCCGCGCCAGAAGAAGCGGAUGUGGUCUGCUACGCCGUUCGGGAGGAGGUGGACCGGUUGAGAAAUCACGGUGUCUUCUUUUUGAGCCAUGAGGCCCCCGAUGAGUUGGAUAUGAUGCUGCAGAAGCCGUCAAUACGGGAGAUUCACGAGUACACCGCCAACCGACGGUGCGUCAUGGACAUCGGCCUCUGGCUGUUGAGUGAUCGUGCGGU